Truncatella angustata is the source of this 1698-nucleotide messenger RNA. RefSeq lists its product as uncharacterized. The record is from RefSeq and is a predicted model, not a curated record. Bases 1 to 1698 code for a protein of 565 amino acids. The transcript has 2 exons. Gene Ontology annotation, molecular function: long-chain fatty acid-CoA ligase activity. Lineage: Eukaryota; Fungi; Ascomycota; Sordariomycetes; Amphisphaeriales; Sporocadaceae. Gene Ontology annotation, cellular component: endoplasmic reticulum; membrane.
AUGGGUGUCGGAAGUGUCCUGGGCCAGCUCGAUGCUGCUCUCAGCGACCUAGUCGGACAGUGGAACGGCUAUUCUACCGGCUUGGCCACCGCCCUCGUCCUCAUCAUCACAUAUUCUAUCAUGACCAGAGUAGACCCGGACAUUCAUCCAAUGCUCCUUGCUCGUCAAGCUCAAGGUUCACCCGUCAGACAAGAAGGCGAGUCUCCCAUCUAUCGUGGGAACUCGGCUCCUCAUGGAAUGCCUCUCAACAGCGGCUUGAACGUAAAGCCCCCCGGCGCCUCCAAGUGGUCCAUGGGCAAAGACGGUGAUCUGAGAGAUGUUUGGAGACGGGCCAUCUCCGGCACGGAGGACGGUUCCGCCAAAGGUCGCAUCUUGACCGUCCAGGGACGCGAGAAAGUAAUUGAACACAAGCUCGGGGACAUCACCCGCGCUAUCAGGUUGGUUGGCCAGCACAUCUCCGAACAGGGAGGUAGCAAAGUCGCCAUCUAUUUGCCUAAUUCUGUCGAGUUGCUGGCAGCCCUCUUUGCCUGUAGCUUUUUCAACCUGACUGCCAUCGUCGUACCAUUCGACGAGUCUCCGGAGUCAAUUGUCUCUAUGCUCCGGCAAUCAAACGCUGAUACUGUCGUUACCCUCUCUGGAGCAUUCCCUCUGGAUGUGGUUGUGAAGAGCUACCCAUCCUUGAAGCAGCUCGUAUGGGUGGUUGAGCAAGGCAGUAGCCACCUCGACUGGAGCGAGGUUCCUGAAGGGUUUGGUGGCAAGGUCAAUGUUUCCACAUGGCAAGACAUCCUGCAAGAUAACCCGGUCACGACUAGUCUCGACCUCCCUGCCGAUGAAAAAACACCUGCUGACGUUGUCUUCUUCUGGAAGUCAAAGUCUGCUUCCCAAGAGCAGUUGGUCCAGUUCACCCAGAAGAAUCUGGUCGCAGCAAUCUCUGCUCAGCUGACUGCCAUACCAACUACGCAGCGCCUUUCGCCUUCGGACCUCUUCCUCUCGGCAGCCCCCUUGUCCACCACGUUUCCACUCGUGCUUACUCUCGCAGCUCUUUACUCCAAUGCUUCGGUCGCUUUCAACUCCGUUGCUGGGUCCGUUGCAGAUAUUGUUCUAGCUACCGGAGGCGUUGCACCUACUGUCAUUGUGGCUACUCCACAAACCCUUCAAACGACUCACACAGAGUCAUCGGGGCAGGUCGCAUCCGGAAUCGCAUCCGCUGCUCAUUGGGUCCAGACGCGGAGCCUGGUUCAGAACGGUGCGAUGCCAGUCGCCUCUUUACUCAGCUCGUAUAAUGACAAGAUCAGGCCUGCCGUCGGUACCACUCCUGGUAAACUUAGGCUGGUUUAUGUGGCAGACUCGGCUGGCACUGGCACUCCUGUCCUGAGCGAGCGCACCAUCUCCGACCUGCGGAUCUUCUUUGGAGCCAGGAUUAUCUAUGCCCUUGCAGCAGCUCAAGUUGCUGGUUCUGUGGCUCAGACUCAAUUCAAUGACUACCGUGUCCAUGGUAAUGGAUCUGGAUCCCACUUCGGUCCGCCAGUUAGCAGUGUCGAGGUCAUCCUCAAAGACACUGGCAGCCACAAGACGUCUGAGGAUGGCCAGACUGUUGAGGGAGAGAUCAACGUCCGUGGACCAGCGGUCGUUGGUGGAGCCACAUCGCUCGGCAUUGUUGGCAAGAUUCGGGAGGAUAAUACUUUGGCUUAUCUUUGA